UAUUUUGUAACGUCAUAUAAACAUUGUCGCCUAAGAGACGUAAGAAAGACAUCUCAGAGGAGGACGAUGGCAACGGGCAGGAAACAGUGAAAACCUAACCGAAGUAACUAAAUAACAGCGUACCAAAUGUGGGAGCGUGACGUUACCAACAGAAACAAUCCAAUAAAAAGGAGAUGAGGAAGGGUACAGUACAAACCGAAUCCAACGAGGAGUUGGGGGAGGAAGCUGCGCAGGCUCUAGAGCUGGCUAAGCUACAGAGACAGCUCCGCGUGAUGGAGGGGGACCGACGAGCCUACGCCGAGGAGUCCAACAAUGUACUACGCAAGAAAAUGACGGAAAAGGAAGCCCUCGUGGCUGAGAAUGAGGAGAUCAAUACUGUCCUAAAUCUUGUACAGAGCGAGAAAAACGAAAACAUGGACACUGAAGACACGAACCGACUAUUGGAGCUCAUCGACAACCUCGAUUUAUUUAACGCUCAGGCGGAACAGGAAAUCAAGCGUAUGGCUGACCUCGAUGCGGAAGUUGCGCGUGUCGAACAGGAUAUCACCAAACAUCGACGCUCGCAAGGGGGCAACACGGAGCAAAUGGUAGAGAAUACCAUACAAAAGAAAAUCAGGGUCAAGGAAAACAGACUCGAUAAGGCUAUGAUCAAGUUCAACCAGCAGCUGGCGGUCAAUGCCCAUCUACGACAGGAGAUUGACCACCUCCGCCAGGAACGGUCAGUGUUUGACGGACUCUUCAAGAAGCUCACAAAUGACCUCGGCGACAUCAAGGCUGAAAUGGACGAGGUCAUCGGGGAGGCUGCACGCGCAUACGAGGAGCGGGACGAGGCACAGACCAAGAUGAUCGCUCUGAAG
Mizuhopecten yessoensis (Yesso scallop) is the source of this 857-nucleotide messenger RNA. Its product is annotated as outer dynein arm protein 1-like. The annotation marks the transcript as partial. The record is from RefSeq and is a predicted model, not a curated record. NCBI's taxonomy places the organism in Eukaryota, Metazoa, Mollusca, Bivalvia, Pectinida, Pectinidae. The transcript is spliced from 5 exons.